AACAGAGCAAGACCUGGUCUCAAAAAACAAAACAAACAAAAAUCUACUUCAUAUGUAACCAUCAUUUCAGUUUUGAAACCACUGCCUGAAGCUGACAUUUUGCAGUUGGAAUAUGGCUAUUCCUUCCCAUCCCCAUGUUGGCUCAUGCCAAGCUGGGAUUCAGGACCACAGAGGGCAACAAAGGUGGAAAGGCCCCUUUCCCAUUUCCUUAUAUUUUUCCCAGCCUGUCUGCAGCUCUUUCUUUUUCUUCAGUGUUAGGUCAGCAUCCCAGAUGUCAGGACCCAAGUACAGGCCUGCUGUGCUCCUUCCUGUGAGUCAUCAGACUUGUAGAAAAUACUGGCCCUGCUAAGGAGCUACUCAGUGGUCAUAUCACACAUACACAUGCACAUACACACACACAUGCACCCAUGCGCGCGCAGGCACAAACACACACACACACUGUUCUUGGCCCACCCCCGCUGGUGUCCCCACAGCAGCAGCACUAGUAGGUUGGUAGCAGUGAGUCCCUCUCCCCACACUCUCAGGGCUUGGGUGUGUACAGAACAGGCUCCACUCAGGACAGAUUUGAGACCCCUUCUCCAGACCAAGAGGCGGAAGUGCACCCUCAAAACUGGGGUGCUUUAACCUUAGCAGCCAGAGAACCAGGUAGGGGAUGUGUAAAAAAUGUGCAUCCCUGGACCCCUUCAAACCCUUGACCCACUGUCCUCUGAGCAGACAACCCCUUAUCCCCCCAGCCCCAUGGAGAGAGCCCUGCCCAGAGUCCAUGGUUAGUUUCUUUGAAGUCUGUUCCAUCUAGUUAAGAAAGGACAGUGGUACAGACCCACUUACCAGUGAUCAUGAGUCACAGGAUGUCACCCUCUGGGUCUGACAUGCACUUGAAUUAACUGGCAUACUGCCUGGCACACAGAGAGAACCCAGAUGUGGAAUGGAUAUGGGUGGUGUUACACGCCGCAUGUUUGCCUGCCCUCCAAAUUCAUAUGCAGAAAUCCUAAUUCUCAAAGGUGAUGCUAUUUAGGAAGUCAUAAGUCAUGGGUAUGUAGCCCUGUGGGAUAAAGAAGUGACAGGAGAGCUUGCUGUCACUCUCUGCUCCCCACUGUGUGAGGAUACAACAGGAAGACAGCCAUCUGGUGAGGAAGAGAGGGCCCUCGCCAGACACCGGACCUGCUGACACCUUGAUCUUGGACUUCCCAGCCUCCAGGACGGCCUGCCCUCAGUUGUUCCAGGGUAAAGAAUUGGGGCAGUGCCCACACCCACGCUGUUGGACAUUUCUUCACCAUACCAGUGACGGUGUUUGUGUCCAUGCCCAGCUUCCUGCCUGUUACUCUCCACAAUGUGCCAAGAAUGCCCCUGACUUGUAGCCCUGUGCGCCUUCUUUUGCUUCUACUGUUGCUACUAACAGCCUUGGAGAUCAUGGUUGGUGCUCACUCUCUUUGCUUCAACUUCACUAUAAAAUCAUGGUCCAGACCUGGACAGCCCUGGUGUGAAGCACAGGUCUUCAUGAAUAAAAAUCUUUUCCUUCAGUACGACAGUGACAGCAACAUGGUCAAGCCUCUGGGUCUCCUGGGGAAGAAGGUCCUUCCACUCUGCAGGUCGAGAUGCUUUGUCAACGUGAAGCAGAACGAUGCACUGGUGCAUCCUGGCAGUUCAGCAUCAAUGGAGAGAAAUGCCUCCUCUUUGACGCAAUGA
Chlorocebus sabaeus (green monkey) is the source of this 1686-nucleotide messenger RNA. Lineage: Eukaryota; Metazoa; Chordata; Mammalia; Primates; Cercopithecidae. The record is from RefSeq and is a predicted model, not a curated record.